This is a messenger RNA of Puntigrus tetrazona (Sumatra barb), 865 nucleotides long. RefSeq lists its product as uncharacterized. The record is from RefSeq and is a predicted model, not a curated record. The transcript has 6 exons. The coding region runs from base 281 to 865 and encodes 194 amino acids. NCBI's taxonomy places the organism in Eukaryota, Metazoa, Chordata, Actinopteri, Cypriniformes, Cyprinidae.
AGAGGCUUUAACUUAACGUCGCUUUUCCGGUUAUUCACACGGUGGCGCUUUCAGGUAAUGGGAGAAUACUCGUGUUGAGCAUCGAUGUGUCUCACACACACACACACACGCUCGCUCGCGGCAUCGGUAGCAGGUGCGGGCGGGCGCGCGCGCGCAUCACCGAGGACAUGGAGUUAAAAAGCUCCCUCGGUCAAACUGCGCUUUGAUUCACCGGCCGAGGAGCAAAGCGGAGACCUUCUGAUCCAGCGCAAACUUCAAGUGUGUUGUCGAGCUUGGAAGCAUGGAGAAAGGACGCAGCACCCCGAAACUGUACGGAUCCCUGGAUCAAACGGAGCUCUGCGGAGACACGGUCAAACCAGCCGAAGAGGAUGUGGUGUCCAUGGCUGAUUCCACCAUCACUGUGGAGGACAUCGAGGGAGAGCUCUUCAAAAUCGAGAGGAUAAAGGACGCGCUGGUCCGGAAAGAGUCUGAGCUCAGAUAUAUGAUGGAUGACAUCCAGCUGUGUAAAAGGGAGAUCACAAGGCUCAAAACAGAGCUCCAGAAACUGGUUUCCAUUCCAGACAAAGACAAGUCCAAUGAAGACAGACAGCGAGAGGAAGAUCUUCUUCAGCAGAUCCAGAAGCUGGUGGAGACGCGGGACUUUCUAGUGGACGACAUGGAGUUCGAGAGGCUCAGAGAACGAGAAGAGGACAAAGAGAUGGCUGACUUCCUACAGACCAAAUUUCCCAACAGGUGCAGCGUGAAAAAUCGCACCAAGGACAAGAGAAUGACGUCCAGAGCCCAGCAGACCUCGUCUCCGUGCGUGACCAAGACCGGUGUGGCCCUGCUGAAGGAGUGCUGCGGCUUCACCUGCUCCGUCAUGUAG